UAGGGUUUUCUCAGACCUGUUGGAAGGCGAGGGCCGACUGCCGCCAGAGGAGUGCUUUGGUAGUUUGGAGGAGGAGAAGGAUGUCUCACAGGAAGUUCGAGCAUCCCAGGCAUGGUUCCCUUGGAUUCCUCCCGAGGAAGCGUGCAUCCCGCCACAGAGGAAAAGUUAAGGCUUUUCCCAAGGAUGAACCAAGCAAGCCUUGCAAGCUUACUGCAUUUCUCGGUUAUAAGGCUGGGAUGACCCAUAUUGUCAGGGAUGUUGAAAAGCCUGGCUCAAAACUUCACAAGAAGGAGACAUGUGAGGCAGUAACAAUUAUUGAGACUCCACCCAUGGUGGUUGUUGGAGUGGUUGGUUAUGUGAAGACCCCACGUGGUCUGCGUUCAUUGAACACUGUAUGGGCCCAACAUCUGAGUGAGGAGGUGAGAAGGAGGUUCUACAAGAACUGGUGCAAGUCGAAGAAGAAGGCUUUUACGAAAUACUCCAAAAAGUAUGAAAGUGAUGAAGGGAAGAAAGAUAUUCAUGCACAGCUUGAGAAAAUGAAGAAGUAUGCAUCUGUUAUAAGGGUUUUGGCUCACACUCAGAUCAAGAAAAUGAAAGGACUGAAGCAGAAGAAGGCACACCUUAUGGAGAUCCAGGUUAAUGGUGGGACUGUUGCUCAGAAAGUGGAUUAUGCUUAUAGCUUCUUUGAGAAGCAAAUUCCUAUUGAUGCUGUUUUCCAGAAGGAUGAGAUGAUUGACAUCAUUGGCGUGACAAAGGGUAAAGGUUAUGAAGGUGUUGUCACGCGAUGGGGUGUGACUCGCCUUCCACGUAAGACUCACAGGGGUCUGAGGAAAGUGGCAUGUAUCGGUGCGUGGCACCCUGCCCGGGUUUCAUUCACUGUUGCCAGGGCUGGUCAGAAUGGAUAUCACCACCGAACUGAAAUGAACAAGAAAGUUUACAAGCUUGGCAAAGCUGGGCAGGAAGGCCACACCGCCAUCACUGAGUUUGACAGAACCGAGAAAGAUGUGACGCCCAUGGGUGGCUUCCCGCACUAUGGUGUAGUGAAGGAUGAUUAUUUGAUGGUAAAGGGAUGCUGCGUUGGGCCGAAGAAGAGGGUAGUUACGCUUCGUCAGUCGCUGCUCGCACAGACUUCUCGUUUGGCCCUUGAGGAGAUCAAGCUUAAGUUCAUUGACACAUCUUCGAAGUUCGGACAUGGACGUUUCCAGACCACACAAGAGAAGCAGAAGUACUAUGGACGCCUGAAAGCAUAAUAUUCCUGGUUAGUGAAAUGGGGCUUCUUCUUGACGUCUCCAAAGGCAUGCAUUUAUUUGGACCAGAAAUGUCUUUUUGGAUAUUAUUGAACUGCCUUGAUGCAAGUUUUGUUUCGUUAAAGAGAUUUUGAGUUUUGAAUAUUUUGGAUGGUAAUUUUUAUAUUUACUGUUGCUUGCCAGUUUGUUCGCCAGAAUGAUCGUAAUUUUUGGUCCAUAUUGGUGAGAGGUGAUUUGGAAUGUUAGUAUAUGAUAUUGAGGAACUCGUAGGUUUCUUCUUAA
Molecule: messenger RNA, 1529 nt
Organism: Diospyros lotus (date-plum)
Lineage: Eukaryota; Viridiplantae; Streptophyta; Magnoliopsida; Ericales; Ebenaceae
Product: 60S ribosomal protein L3-like
Exons: 6
Coding region: 81-1250 (389 amino acids)
Biological process (GO): translation; ribosomal large subunit assembly
Cellular component (GO): cytosolic large ribosomal subunit; ribosome
Molecular function (GO): RNA binding; structural constituent of ribosome
Source: RefSeq, a predicted model, not a curated record